Molecule: messenger RNA, 1249 nt
Organism: Brassica napus (rape)
Lineage: Eukaryota; Viridiplantae; Streptophyta; Magnoliopsida; Brassicales; Brassicaceae
Product: transcription factor bHLH114-like
Exons: 5
Coding region: 725-1135 (136 amino acids)
Biological process (GO): regulation of transcription by RNA polymerase II
Cellular component (GO): nucleus
Molecular function (GO): RNA polymerase II cis-regulatory region sequence-specific DNA binding; DNA-binding transcription factor activity, RNA polymerase II-specific; protein dimerization activity
Source: RefSeq, a predicted model, not a curated record
UAGCUACUAGCUAAUUAGUUGAUAAUUAUUAUAUUUCCUUUAAACUAUAGUUUAAAAUGUAUUCAUGCGUCAUGCCUACAUAUAUAAAUAGAAGAUGUAACCAACAUCAUGUCUUAUGCAACUUCUGUCAUUUCCAAAGUAACCAAGUCCAAGUACAAUUAAGAACAUGACGGGAGAGUUUGAGAUGGCCGGAACUUGGUGGAGCUCGCCAAUAAACACCGCCACCUCCGUAUUCACCGGCUACUCGCUGCCACGUCCCACUGAGAGUAGCCUCGACAUCACAGAUUUCGGGUGGCAAAACUUCGACAACAAAACUAACGAUCACAAUGAUGAUUUUAUGAACAUGCAUAACAGUUUCUUCGAAGGAUUAUUCGAUCCUAAUGAGCAAUUACUGUCAGAUUCUUGGCCUAAAACUACAAUUUCCGCGAAAUCAGAGCUACUCGAAAGCUUUCCAUUCUUAGAUAACAUAUUACUGAUUGAUUCAGAAGCUCAUGAUCAGAUCAAAGAUCAUAAGUCUUUGGAGCAAACUACACAAGACUGCAUGAAUCUUACUUCAAAGGCACGUAACUAUAUACUAAUAGGAAUCAAAACCUACGUAAUAUUUUUUGACUAAUAUUAGAGUUGUCAAUUAACAAAAAAAAUAAUCUUUCAGAGGAGUGAAAGGACUGAAGAGUUAAAAGAGAACAACGAUGAAAACUCACCACGAUUAUUAAAAAGGGCAAGAAUGGAUACAUUAUCUCCAUUGCCAAGCUUCAAAGUUCGUAAAGAAAAACUUGGUGAUCGAGUCACUGCGCUUCAGCAAUUGGUUUCACCAUUUGGCAAGACAGAUACGGCUUCGGUUCUCAACGAAGCUGUUGAGUACAUCAAGUUUCUUCAAGAACAAGUCACCGUGUUGAGUAAUCCAGACCAGAACACCAGAGGAUCUGUUCAACAACAGCAGUGUUCAGACAAGAAAUCUAUCAACAGUUCUCAAGAAGAAGAAGAAUGUAGUUCAAGAAGACACCUAGACCUAGCGAGCCGUGGCCUAUGUCUGAUGCCGAUCUCAGCUUCAUAUCCAGUGGCUGCAGCCGCGGCUUCUGCUGCAGAGAUGAACACAUCUGACUUCUGGAAUCUUACAUUCGCGAUGAACUUGUAAAUUAGACAGAUACAUAAACAAAAAUUAAAGCUCUCUUUGGGAUAUAUCUUGUAAAGUUUAAUGUUUCUUUUAUGCAGUGUAAAUGUCCUGUAAUACUGCAAGGCCUAUAUUGUU